This is a messenger RNA of Brassica napus (rape), 2510 nucleotides long. RefSeq names its product BTB/POZ domain-containing protein At4g01160-like. The transcript has 4 exons. Gene Ontology annotation, molecular function: protein binding. The coding region runs from base 765 to 2186 and encodes 473 amino acids. NCBI's taxonomy places the organism in Eukaryota, Viridiplantae, Streptophyta, Magnoliopsida, Brassicales, Brassicaceae. The record is from RefSeq and is a predicted model, not a curated record. Gene Ontology annotation, cellular component: nucleus. Gene Ontology annotation, biological process: response to red light.
UAAUAAAAAUUGAUCCGGUCCAUCGGAAAGAAAUUAUAUAAAAACAACAAAAAAUAUUGCAUAUGUAUAAAUAAAAUGAUCAAAUAUAUAAAAAAAAUUGUCGAUAGUAUAUACAAAUAAACUCACCAUGCGCAAGACGCAUGUCUUAUCCUAGUAUUUAUUAUUCAUAGUCAUUUUUUGUCACAUAUAAGUUAAUAAUAUUAGGCAAUUCCGUAGCUUUUAUUUAAGGAAAGUAUGUCUUAUCCUAGUAUUUAUUAUUCAUAAUCAUUUAUUGUCAUAUAUAUGUUAAUCGUAUUAGGCAAUUCCGUAGCUUUUAUUAAGGAAAGUGUGAGAAUGUUCAUUUGUACACUAUUUAUCAAUUUAAUAGUUAGUUUAAUAAAAAAUAUAUUAUAAGUUAAGAUGAACCAACCUAUUUUUGUAAGAAUUCUGAAUUUCAUUCUCACGGUGACACGUGGCUACAAAACAAUGUUGUAAUGUUUCUCAAUUAAUAUUUAAGGAUAUGUAAAUUCAGUCUUGUAUGCGCAUUUAUUAGUUGAGAUAUGUUAAUUUUGGUCAAAGAGUAUGUAUUAAUUACAUUUAAAAUAUUUCCCAAAGUUAGUUUUCAAGUCAAAAUGGCAUCUAGUGAAUGUAUAAGGAAAGUGGGGGCGCCAGAAAAAGGAAACGUUGAAUACUCCCCCUAUAAAGCCAAUGAGCUUUUGCACAAAUCUUAAAAAUCUCUUAGCUCAGAUCUUUCUUCUUAAAAAAGAAAAAAAAUCGUACUCUUUAUGGAUUCGAAUUCCGACCCAUGUUUUGGCUUUGCCUUCAACAAUGUUCAAUUCUCCGACCGUCUUCUUCGUAUCGAGAUCACUAAUGGCGGUGAGAUCACUAAUGUCGAUUCGGUUCAGGAUCGCAAACGCAGGAGAACAGAUGUCAACACUAGCGCUGUAGAUGGUGAAAAUGAGAAAGAGUGUAACCCUCCAGCUCCUAGAGUUACAGAUUUACAUAUAAGCUCUCCCAUUUUGGCAGCCCAAAGCCCAUUUUUCUACAAGCUAUUCUCUAAUGGAAUGAUUGAGUCAGAGCAGAAUCAUGUCACUUUGAGAAUAGAAGCUUCUGAGGAAGCAGCUGUAAUGGAGCUAUUGAAAUUCAUGUAUACAAAUUCGCUAUCAUCAGUCACUGACGUCCCUGCUUUGUUUCGUGUUCUAAUGGCCGCAGACAAGUUUGAAGUUGCUUCGUGUAUGAAGUAUUGCACCCGUUCGUUGCUUAAUAUUCCCAUGACAUUGCCUUAUGCGUCGUUUAUUCUUCGUCUUCCUUGGCCCCUGCUAGUCGCUGAUUCCGUAAAGCCUUUGACAAAUGUUGCAAAGCAUUUCCUCAUCAUGCAUUUCAACGAUAUAACCAAGUUGCCACCAGAGGAGUUGACGGCUUUACCGUUAGUAGGUAUCAUGACACUACUAAUGAGCAACGAUCUGAUGAUUACGUGUGAGGACAUUGUCUACGAAGUUGUCUUGAAAUGGGCAAAAGCAAACUCCUCGGUUCUCGAAGAACGCCAAGGGAUCCUCAAUCAUCUCGCUCCCUACAUCCGUUUCCCUUACAUGACAUGUCACAGGCUCAAGAAAAUCUUGACCUCAGACGACUUUGAACCUUCUGUCGCGCACAAACUAGUCUUUGAAGCUCUCUUCUUCAAAGCAGAAUCAUCACUGGCUCAUCAAGCCGCCAUAAAAGCCGACUCACAUGACCGACGGUUUAUUGAACGAGGCUACACAUGCAGACCCAUCAAAACUGUGGAGUUCGAGGUGCCUCACCGUCAGUGCAUAGUCUACUUAGACUUGACGCGCAAAGAAUGCAAUGCUCUGUAUCCAUCGAAUCGUAUCUACUCUCAAAAGUUUCACUUGGGAGGGAAAGAGUUCUUACUCUCACCUUGUUGCAACAAGGACCAGCAAAAUAGGUUUCACCAUUUUGGAUUGUUUCUUUGGUCACAAGAAAAAGGGACGUCGGUGAGUGUGACUGUGGACUACGAGUUUUCAUCUAGGUGGAAGCCAACCCAGGAGUUUGCCAUAAGACGCAAAGGAAAGUAUAAGUUCACCGGAGUUCAAUCUAUUGGAUUCAGGGACGUGUUAGGGGCACCAUGGGCUAGUUUCAUUGGUGAGGACUCCCCCUACUUCAUCAAUGAUCUUCUUCAUCUCCGAGCCGAGCUCUCUAUCCGUCUUUAGGAUCAACCCAUUAACUGCAUCCUUUUUUCUUUCUUUCUUUCUUUCUGAACUUGCAUAUGAUGUAAAUCAUCUUCGUCUUUAAAGUAUAAAAGCAUCUCUGUCUUUCUCAAAUGGAAAACUUGUAACAUGAGACUUUGAAGAAAAACUCUCACAUUAUUAUUUCUCAUGAGAAUCUCUUGAUGCGGAUAACUAGAGUUUCUCCCAAAACUAAAUUGCAAAUUCAAUGCCCAGUAAGAGAAUAGUUUCAGACUGCAGAAGAUAACAUUGUUGAAACAUAUAUAUAUAUAUAGAUUGUAUAACAAUCAUAUUACAAAGAAAUCCUCA